This is a messenger RNA of Symbiodinium pilosum, 1895 nucleotides long. The record is from the annotation of a GenBank genome assembly. NCBI's taxonomy places the organism in Eukaryota, Dinophyceae, Suessiales, Symbiodiniaceae.
GUGGAUGUGGGGCUGUUGCAGCACAAGCUGUCGCUACAGAAGCGCAGGCCCUCAGACACCGCUCUUGGUCGUGCGUCAUAGUGCCAGAUGACCAGCGCAGGCCCCACGUGCUCUUAUUCGUCGCAGAUGAUGUUGGUUGGGCGGGCAUAGGUGCCCACCGAAAAGGUCGAAACCCGGCGGAGGUACAGGGAAAGGCGGAGACACAGACUCCCAACUUAGACGCUCUGAUCCAAGAGGGCGUUCUGCUGGAGAGGCACUACGCAUCCUCAAAAUCUGGGCCAUCCAGGUGUUCUUUGCUAAGUGGUCGUCUGCCUAGUCGCUUCCCGCCUCUACCCGACGGCCUUUCGACGACCCAGUUGUUCUGGAAUCCGCAAGACAAUGUCUCCGGCUUCUACGGCAUUCCGCGCAACAUGACGGGCAUCGGCAGCAAGUUGAAGCAAGCCGGCUAUGCGACGCAUUACCUAGGCAAGUGGGAUGCCGGCAUGGCCACACCGGAACACACGCCACUCGGUAGAGGCUUUGAUUCCUUCCUGGGCCAUUUGCAAUCGGUCGCAGACUACUGGUCAAGAGACCAUGCACAGGAGAAGUGGCUGUUGGAUGUCUGUUUCAACAAGUUUCAGGAUUUCUCCCUGUACAAUGCAACCUACCGCGGCGGCGUGGGGCCGACCAUGGCUGCCGAACUGGGCUGCAAUGUUCCGGUGAGGAACAAGUCCUACACCAUGGUAGGCUGCGACAAAGAUGAUCCGGAUGAGUGUUUGCCUGAGAGCUGCUACGAAGAGGCCAUGCUUCUGGAGUAUGCAUUGAAGCUCAUCGAGGAUCAUGAUCCCUCUACGCCCUUGUUUCUCACGUUCGCUUCGCAGCUUGUGCACACUCCCCUAGAGACGAGAAAGUCUGCUCUAGAAAUGGAAGACCGAGUUCAGGAAGCCUUUGCAAAGACAGGGGUAGACCGGAAGUUUGCAUGGACCUCGCGCCGCAAGCGGAUAUCGGCAGACCUGCGUUACUGUGACUUUAUCGUGGGGAGGCUUGUUGAAGCUUUGAAGAGUCGGCAUAUUUAUGACGACACGCUUAUCGUCUUCAUUUCCGACAAUGGCGGGGCUGUCCAUUUGAGAGCUGCAGGGAAUAACUACCCGCUUAGGGGUGGAAAGUUUGCAGAGUGGGAGGGAGGAAUCCGCACAAACGCGUUUAUCUCUGGCGGCUUCGUCCCACCAAGGAUUCGUGGCAGCAGCUUUGAUGGUGUGAUCCAUAUUUCAGAUUGGUAUGCCACUUUGUCCAGCCUCGCAGGGGUCAGCCACUUUGACGAGGCUGCGGCCAAGGCCAACGAAGAGCUAAGUCUCAAGGGUUUGCCGCUCCUGGGUCCUGUGGAUGGCCGGCCACAGAUGCAGAACAUACUUUCGGGCAGCAAUGGCCGCCCUGACACGCUGCAUCUAAGCAAGGAGACACUGCUCAAGUGGCCCUACAAGCUGAUUACGGGCAAGCAGGAGUACAGCCUCUGGACUGGGCCUGUAUUUCCGAACUGCAGCAGUAAACGUCCCAGUUUCGCUUAUGUAGAUGUUCUCGGACACAAGCUCCGAAUCGACCAUAACGAGACCCGGUACUGGCAUGAUGCAAUGGUCGUAGACUGUGGCAGAGGCUGUCUCUUCAACGUUGACGUUGAUCCCGGUGAGCACAGCGACCUAGCCUCCCACGCAGAGUAUGCGGCUCUGCUGGCAAGCUUGCAGGAAGAGCUCCAGGUACUGAACUCGGAGGCUUCAAAAGCAGACCAGGGUGCGCCCACAAUUCGGGCCUGCUUGCAGGGGAUGUGGAACGGCGGCUUCAUAGGUCCGUUUGUUGAUGUCGAGGGUUUCUACACCAGCGUGCAUGUCCCAGAUUCGCAAGAACUGGAGCAUUUCAAACAG